AUGUCCACCCAAGAAACACCAUCAAAAGCUACUGCUAAAGUCCUCUCAGGUUUAGACCUCGAUGACUCCAAAAAAGAUUUGAGAGCCGAAUUAAGUGCUGCUGCUGCCAGAAAAGAAGCUUUGGCCACUUGUAAUAAACCAACUGAAUCCACUGUUGAAGAAACUUCUAAACCAAAAAGAACUGAAGAAAGUCAUAAAGAAUUCUUAGCUAAACACAAAUCUCAUCGUCAUCAAUUGAAAGAAGCUGAAAAAGAUGAACCUUUAUUAGUGGAAAACAAGCGUCGUUUUGUUUUAUUCCCAAUUAAAUAUCAUGAAAUCUGGCAAGCUUAUAAAAAAGCUGAAGCUUCAUUUUGGACAGCUGAAGAAAUUGAUUUAUCCAAAGAUUUACACGAUUGGAAUGAACGUUUGAAUGAUAAUGAACGUUUUUUCAUUUCAAGAGUUUUAGCAUUCUUUGCAGCUUCAGAUGGUAUUGUCAAUGAAAAUUUAGUUGAAAAUUUCUCUGCUGAAGUUCAAAUUCCAGAAGCUAAAUGUUUUUACGGUUUCCAAAUCAUGAUGGAAAACAUUCAUUCAGAAACUUAUUCAUUAUUGAUUGAUACUUAUAUCAAAGAUCCAAAACAAGCUGAAUUCUUAUUCAAUGCUAUUGAAACAAUUCCAUGUAUUAAAGAAAAAGCUGAUUGGGCUUUAAGAUGGAUUGCUGAUGAUGAAGCCUUAUUUGGUGAAAGAUUAGUCGCUUUUGCCGCUGUUGAAGGUAUUUUCUUUUCUGGUUCAUUCGCAUCUAUUUUCUGGUUAAAGAAAAGAGGUUUAAUGCCUGGUUUAACUUUUUCAAAUGAAUUGAUUUGUCGUGAUGAAGGUUUACAUACUGAUUUCGCAUGUUUAUUAUUUGCCCAUUUGAAACAUAAACCAUCUCCAGAAAUUGUUGAAAAAAUCAUUACUGAAGCUGUUGCCAUUGAAUCUGAAUAUUUCACCGAGGCUUUACCAGCUUCAUUAUUAGGUAUGAAUUCUAAAUUGAUGUGUCAAUAUGUUGAAUUUUGUGCUGAUAGAUUACUUAUUGCAUUGGGUAAUAAGAAAUUUUACAAUGUUUCAAAUCCAUUUGAUUUCAUGGAAAACAUUUCAUUAGCUGGUAAAACUAAUUUCUUUGAAAAAAGAGUUUCAGAUUAUCAAAAGGCAGGUGUUAUGGCAAGUACUACUAAAGCUGAAACAUCUUCAGAUGCUUUUGCUUUUGAUGAAGAUUUUUAA
Hansenula anomala is the source of this 1236-nucleotide messenger RNA. RefSeq lists its product as uncharacterized. Bases 1 to 1236 code for a protein of 411 amino acids. The record is from RefSeq and is a predicted model, not a curated record. The transcript has a single exon. Gene Ontology annotation, biological process: deoxyribonucleotide biosynthetic process. Lineage: Eukaryota; Fungi; Ascomycota; Saccharomycetes; Phaffomycetales; Wickerhamomycetaceae. Gene Ontology annotation, molecular function: oxidoreductase activity.